Messenger RNA from Gadus chalcogrammus (walleye pollock), 5042 nucleotides. RefSeq names its product lipoxygenase homology PLAT domains 1a (gene loxhd1a). The coding region runs from base 65 to 3628 and encodes 1187 amino acids. Gene Ontology annotation, molecular function: protein binding. NCBI's taxonomy places the organism in Eukaryota, Metazoa, Chordata, Actinopteri, Gadiformes, Gadidae. The record is from RefSeq and is a predicted model, not a curated record. The transcript has 22 exons.
GUCCAACAACUUGAACAAGUUUGAAAAGAACCAGGAAGAUGUUUUUAACAUCACAGCAGUGGACAUGGGUGUGUUGAAGAAACUGAGGAUCCGACAGGACAACUCCAACGCCAACGCCGCCUGGUUCCUGGAGAGGGUGGAGAUCACAGACGACAAAGACGACACCACGUACUACUUCCCUUGUAAGCGCUGGCUGGCGAUCGAUGAGGACGACGGGCAGGUGGCCCGGGAGCUUGUCCCCGUGGACGAGGCCUUCAUGAGGAAGGGCGAGGAUGACGACGAGGAGUCCAGCACCACGCUGGGUCUUGAGCAGAAAGCUAUGUCCACGACGUACACUCUGAAGGUUAAGACUGGAGAGAAGAAAUACGCCGGGACUGACGCCAACGUCUUUAUUACAUUAUUUGGUAUCAAAGAUGACACAGGCAUGAUAAACCUCAAGGCGUCCAAAACACACCGGAACAAGUUUGAGCUGGGGAUGACAGAUGAGUUUAUUGUGGAGGCCGUGGACAUCGGACAGUUACAGAAGAUACGCAUCGGACAUGACAACGACGGAGGAGGGUCUGCAGGCUGGUUCCUGGAGUCUGUGGAGAUCGACGCCCAGUCCCUGGGCCAGAGGCUGUGUUUCCCAUGUGGCAGGUGGCUGGACACCGGGGAGGACGACGGGGCCAUAGUCCGGGACCUCUUCCCCAACCCGCUGCAGACAGAGCUCUACACACCUUUCGUGCCCUAUGAGAUAAAGAUCUUCACCAGCGACCUGUUCGGCGCGGGGACGAACGCGGACGUGUUCAUCGUGCUGUACGGCCGCUUCGGCGUGUGCACGCAGCAGAAGCGCCUGUGCUUCAACAAGAGGGAGAGGACCAUCUUCUUUGAGAGAGGCGCCGAGGACAUGUUCAUAGUUGAGCUGGAGGAUGUGGGGGAUGUGAUCGAGAAGAUCCGUAUCGGUCACGACAACCGAGGGGUGAACCCGGGCUGGCACCUGGACCGGGUGGAGAUCAGGAGGCUGCUGAGGAAGGGAAAGGGCUCGGAGACGAUCAUCUUCCCGUGUGAGUGCUGGCUGGCCCGGUCGGAGGACGACGGGGAGACGGUACGAGAGCUGGUACCCUCUGACAUCAUCACGGAGAAGCUGGCUCGCGAUGGCAGCCUCAAGGUCACCGAGAUCGAGGUGGAGGACGCGCUAGAGACUCACAUGUACAGCAUCUCCGUGACGACCGGGGACGUCUAUGGGGCCGGCACUGACGCCAACGUCUUCCUCACCAUGUACGGCGACCUGGGGGACACAGGCGAGAGGAAGCUCAGCAAGUCAGAGACCAACACCAACAAGUUUGAGCGAGGAUCGGUGGAUACAUUCACCAUGGAGGCCGUGGACCUCGGACAAGUGUUCAAGAUUAAGAUUCGCCAUGACAACAGUCUGCUAAGCCCUGAGUGGUACCUGGAUCAGGUGGAGGUGGUGGACCUAGAUACGGAGGAGGUGUUCCUGUUCCAGUGUGAGCGCUGGCUCUCCAAGAAGAAGGAGGACAAACGCAUCUGCAGGUUCUUUCAUGUCAUGGGCUACGAGGGCGUCAGGGAGACUGAGAACAGUAAGAAGAAGAACCUGCCGCCAGCUCUAAAGGAUGUGGACAGCAACAUGAACAAGAAAAACAAGAAGAAGAAGGAGGAGAUUGUGGAGGAGCUGCCCAUCAUCCCGUACCACAUCAGCGUCUCCACGGGCCUGGCUGAGGACAGCAGCACUUCCAGCCGGGCCUACGUCAUCGUGGUGGGGGCCGGCCAGCACAAGACGGACCGCAUGUGGCUGGACAUGACCAACGGCAGGACCAGCUUCGAGGAGGGCUCCCUGGAAAGCUCUGUGUGCCACGGGGCGGACGUGGGAGAGAUCAAGAAGGUGGAGCUGGGCCAUGACGGAGCUACUCCUGAGAGCUGCUGGCUGGUGGAUGAACUGGCCAUCUCUGCGCCCACCAGGGGCCUCAAAUACGAGUUUGCCUGCAAGUGUUGGCUGGCCAAGGACCGAGGAGACGGGCUGACCUCCAGAGUGUUCAACAUGUUGGACGCCGAGACCAUCUCCAUCACUCGGAAGAUCAUCUACGAGGUGGUGGUGCUGACUGGGGAUGUGCAGAACGCUGGGACUGACACCAAUAUCUUCAUGUCGGUGUUUGGGCUCAAUGGGAGCACCGAAGAGAUGUUCCUGCAGAAGAACGAGGACCGGUUUGAGCGGGGCCAACAGGACACCUUCAACUUAGAGAUUGAUGACAUCGCUCCACUGAAGAAGAUGAGGGUCCGCAUCGAUGGCAUGGGCAGCCGACCCGACUGGUUCCUCGAUAAGGUGACUCUGCGUAACCUGACCACAGAAGAAGAGUGCCUGUUCACCUACGAGGACUGGCUGUCCAGGACGCUGGGGCCCAAGCACACCCUGGUCUCUGAGAUGGCGGCAGUGGUGGACGGCGAGGAGAUGGUGGAGCUCACAGAAUACAUCAUCAAUGUCAAGACCAGCGACGUUUCAGCGGCCGGCACGGACGCCAAUGUUUGGCUCAUUAUCUUCGGAGAGAAUGGAGACACGGGAACUCUGACCUUGAGAGACUCCAGCAAAUCCAACAAGUUUGAACGGAAGCAGGUGGACACGUUCCGCUUUUCAGACAUCCUCAGCUUAGGAGAGCUCUCCAAAGUACGUGUGUGGCAUGACAACAAAGGUCCUGCUCCCGGCUGGCACAUCGAGUACAUCGACGUGAAGGACGAGGUGAUGGACCAGACGUUCCGCUUUCCGUGCGACCGCUGGCUGGCCAAAAACGAGGACGAUGGGCAGAUCAUGAGGGAGCUGCCCUGUGCCAACAACGACAAGCUGGACUUCAACGAGAAGACCAAAUAUGAGAUUAGUGUUACCACGGCAGACACCGAUGAUGCAGACACCAAGGAGAAUGGCUGGGUGAUCCUGGAGGGAAAGAAGGCAAGAUCCAAAGAGUUCACCCUGGAGAAUUCAUCCAAGAAGAAGAGGUUUCAGCGCGGAGGUGUGGACAGUUUUGACUUCUCCUCCAAGAAUGUGGGUGACAUCGCCAGCAUCUGCCUGGGCCACACGCCCAAGGACGGGAAGAAAGUAAAGGGAGAGGCGUUCUGGCAUGUGGAGGAGGUCAUCGUCACGGAAAAAGAGAUGGGGAACAGGUACAUAUUUGCGUGCAACGCUCAGAUCCCACUCUCGGCCAAGCGGGACGAGUUCAUGACCUUCGAGUGCACGCGCACGGUGGAGAGCUUCGCCAGCAAGGCCAGCAGCCUGGUGCCUGUCAAGUACGAGAUCAUCGUCAUCACGGCGGACCAGAAGGGCGCCGGCACCGACGCCAACGUCUUCAUCACGCUCUACGGCACCAACGGUGACUCUGGCCGCAGGCAGCUCCGGCAGAAGUUCCGAAACCUGUUUGAGCGCGAGCAGGCGGACCGCUUUGUCCUGGAGAUGCUGGACAUGGGUGAGCUGCUCAGGGUGAAGAUGGAGCACGACAACACAGGCCUGAGUCCGGGCUGGCUGCUGGACCGCGUGGAGGUCACCAACACCGCCAACGGGGUCACCACCGUCUUUAUGUGUGGGAAGUGGCUGGACACCAAGAAGGCGGACGGACAGAUCUUCAGGAUUAUUUACCCCAAAUACUGAUGAUACCCCAAGAAACAAACACUACCCAACGUCCUAGACUUCCCUUGGUAUGGAGGCAUCGUUUUAUUGCCUAAGGACUCAUGGGAUAAGUAUAAAAAAGUGUACUGAAAACCUCAACGCUCAGGAACUGAUGUUGGCUUUAUAUCUUUUUUUUUUUUUUACAUUCAUUUCGUAAUUUAUCAACAGCAAUUAGAAAUUGAGAGUUCAUACUGACAAUUAUUCUCUUAUUCAGGUAUAUAUAAAGUUGCCAUCCUUAUCAUUUUUAAAGUGGCAAUCUCUAGGAUCUCCAAAGAUUUUCAUUUAAAUAAAAGGUCACCAUCAACCACCAGAUGAGCCAAAACAAUGUGGAUUGAGCCUGUGGACCACCAAUGAAAACCCUGCAUCUUCUGCAGUGUUAUGAAUAGGAAAUGGUUGUCAGUGGCGACUAUCACGCCAGGCAUUCAAAUCACAAGCUUUGCAGUUAGUGAUGCGUUUUCCAUUCUCCAGCAGUGGCCUGUUACACCAGAGUAUGGCGGAGCCAACAGACUUGCUUUUCUCACCAUAGGUGGUGCCAAAGAGAAGAACGGAGAUAUACAAGAUGGCCGCUUGCAUAUGGAUCAGGAAUGCAUCAACUCAUUUUUUUUCAUUAUGUAUAAAGCUUCGUCAAUUAUUUUCUUAUGGUCACAAUUUCACAGCAAUCACUUUGAUUUUAAGCAAGACGCGUGUAAGAGUAUCAAUUUGAGCUUCUAAAAGUUAAGUUAAAAAAAAAAUGUAAAUGAUCAGUGGCACACACACCAUAUAUUUUAUCCAGUUUAUUACAAAAAAAGGGAACAUACAAAAGGAAAAUAUAUAAGCAAUGAAGUAAAACAAAUAUAAAAACAAAUCAGAAGAGUUUGGGUUUAGCAAUGCAACUUCAAAAUCAUUAUCAUUAGUAGUAAUAAAUAAAUUACAAAAUUCCACCAAAUGAAUUGUAACAUUUACCCAUAAUAUGCUCAUCCAUUACUUCAUCAACACAAUCAUCCGUAUUGAGCUAUUGCUUUAAUAUUAAUGAUAAAUAGUAAAUAUUAAUGAUAAAUAUAUAUUGAAAAACAUUGCGCAGUCUCAGCUAAACAACAGAUUUCAUACAGAUGCUGGCAGCCCUUUCACUGGCACUUUUUUGGGGGAUAUUAUCCGUCCAUUUAGUUAUUCGGAUUUGAAGCAGCAGCAAAAAUGUAUUCAAUAGUUUUAUUCUUUGUAUGUAUUUUCCACCAUAUACAAUACCAUUUAGACUACAUUAUAACCUGAGAAGAACAUGCAUUUUUAGAAAGGUUGUGCUUUGAAAUCCUGUGUCGUCACCCGAGUUUCAUGAUAUAUAAGAGGAUUCUGAAUAUUUAUAAUUCAAAUGAGAAAUACAUUAAUAAGUAAAUGUUUUUUAUGUAUGAGAUUACAGGUAAAC